AUCAUCUUCCACUGUGAAUUCUCGGCUGAGCGGGGGCCCAAAAUGUGCAAGUUCCUGCGGGAGAGAGAUCGGUCCUGCCACGAGUACCCCCAGCUGCACUACCCCGAGCUCUACGUCUUGAAGGGGGGAUACCGUGAGUUCUUCUUCCAGUUCUCGAGCCACUGCGAGCCCCAGAGCUAUCGGCCCAUGGAGCACCCGGCCUUCAAGGAGCAGCUGCGUAAGUUCCGCAGGCAGAUCCGACGCGCUCGGCGGUCGCUCCUCAUCCACAAGCGGCACCUGUGAGCGAUCGGGGGUCCCGCAGCCCCGCCGGGGGAACGCUGGAGCUGGCAUUGUAUUUAGUAUUAGGUAUUUAGUGUUAAGAUUAGGUUUACGUUUGCUUAUUGUUAUGACUUUGUUUUUUUCUAUUAUUGUAAAUAUUUUUGUUUGCUUAUCAUUAUAAUUAUUUUUAUUGUUUAUUUUCAUAAUUUAUUUUGUGUUUAUUGUUAUGAAUAUUUUUGUGUUUGUUGUUAGGAUCAUUUCUUCCAGUCUCCGUUA
Parus major (Great Tit) is the source of this 534-nucleotide messenger RNA. Its product is annotated as M-phase inducer phosphatase 1-like. Bases 43 to 282 code for a protein of 79 amino acids. Gene Ontology annotation, biological process: positive regulation of G2/M transition of mitotic cell cycle; G2/M transition of mitotic cell cycle; positive regulation of G2/MI transition of meiotic cell cycle. The record is from RefSeq and is a predicted model, not a curated record. The transcript has 3 exons. Gene Ontology annotation, cellular component: cytoplasm; nucleus. Gene Ontology annotation, molecular function: protein tyrosine phosphatase activity. Lineage: Eukaryota; Metazoa; Chordata; Aves; Passeriformes; Paridae.